Pistacia vera is the source of this 876-nucleotide messenger RNA. RefSeq names its product ATP-dependent DNA helicase PIF4-like. Gene Ontology annotation, biological process: telomere maintenance; DNA repair. The coding region runs from base 1 to 876 and encodes 291 amino acids. The transcript has a single exon. The record is from RefSeq and is a predicted model, not a curated record. Lineage: Eukaryota; Viridiplantae; Streptophyta; Magnoliopsida; Sapindales; Anacardiaceae. Gene Ontology annotation, molecular function: DNA helicase activity.
AUGCCAAUUUCGGACCAUUCUGCUUUUGAAAAUGCACAAAAUAAAUUAAUUCUUGAGGAGUUAAAUUAUGACAAUUACAACAACAAAACACUGCACAAUGAUUUAUACAAGGGUCUCAACAAUUGCCAAAGACACAUAUAUAAUUCAAUCCUUGAUUUAGUAAACAAUCAAAGAGGAAUACCAUUUUUUGUUUACGGGCAUGUUAGAAUAGGCAAAACCUUCCUAUGGUCAGCAAUCAUAGCAAAAUUACGGUCUGAACGUAAAAUUGUUCUCACUAUAGCUACCUCAGGAAUUGCUGCAUUGGUGCAACCAGGAGGAAGAACAUCACAUUCACGUUUCAAAAUACCUUUAGAUACCAUAGGGCAAAGUACAUGUGAUAUUAAAAAGGGAACACAAUUAACAAAACUACUUUUGGAAACAUCUUUGAUAAUUUGGGAUGAAGCACCCGUGGAAAAUAUAUAUUGCUUUGAAGUUCUUGACAGAACUUUUAGAGAUAUUUUGUCUGAAAAAGAUCAGUCAAAUGCAGAUAUAAUAUAUGGAGGCGUCACUGUUGCCCCGGGUGGCGAUUUCAGACAGAUUUUGCCAAUUAUACCAAAAAGGAAAAAGCAUGAUAUAAUGCAAGCCUAUUUAUCCUCAUCUUCCCUUUGGCAACAUGUAACGGUGUUGAAAUUGACAGAGAACAUGAGAUUGAAGAAAAAUUUAGGAAACCCAACAGAAUUAAAUGAGUUGAACGCUUUUGACAAAUGGUUACUUGAGAUUAGAGAAGGAACAGGCGUUGUAGAAGAUGAAAGUUACAUCCAAAUUCCUGAGGAUUUGAAGGUCACUCAACAUAACAGUCCCCAAGAAACAAUUGUGAAUGUUGUGUUCCCAGAUUGA